CUAAAUAUGCUAAAAAUAUAAAGAAAGAACUUAUCUAGACUGAGCUUAGAAGUGUAUAGGAAUUGGUGAUUUUAUUGUGAAGGAAAGGGGUGUAUUUAUAGGCUUUUGGGAGGUGCAGGGUCUGAUACCCGAUCGGGUAUAUAGCAUACCCGAUCGGGUAUAUAGCAUACCCGAUCGGGUAUAUAGCAUACCCGAUCGGGUAUCGGCAAGAAAGAUUUCGAGUUGGAUAAAAUACUUAUACCCGGUCGGGUAUGUCGGCAUACCCGAUCGGGUAUGUGACAAAUCUUUACGAAAUCUUCCUCCCACGAUCAUUUGUUCCCGAAUUUGAUUUGGACAAACAAAUCAAGCAAAUACUCGAUCGGGUAUUGCCUAUACCCGACCGGGUAUAAGUAUUUUAUCCAACUCGAAAUCUUUCUUGCCUCCUUGCACUUUCCUUGAUCUUUUGAGGUCCAAUCUUGAUCUCUUGGAUGAUCUUUGACCUGUUUAGCUCAGAAUAGUCCUAAUCUAAACAAAUUACAAAUAAUUAUGAAAAUAAAGUAUUACACCAAAAGUGUGUAAUUUCCACAACUAGAACUAAUAAAAACUAGUUAAAAUUACAAAUAUAAACAAUAACAAUUCUAUACUGUUAAAGACCGCUUCAACCUCUGAAAAGACCGCUUCAAGCUCCAGCAAAACCGCUUCAAGCUCCAGGAAAUUUCUCUCCGCCGCGUCAGCAAAGCUCAAGCCAGCAUCUGCUCCGACAUCUCUAACCAUUGACCUCCAACGUUGAUCUCCUCAACGAGCAUGGGGCCAGCAUCCCACGCCACUUCUGUCUUCAUAUUGACAAAAUAACCGGUCUUCACUCCGACGAAGUGGUCGACCUUCAAACUGAGAAGUGGUCAGCCUUCACACCGACGAAGUGGUUGGCCUUCAAACUGAUGAAGUGGCCAGCCUUCACACCGACGAAGUGGUCGGCCUUCAAACUGACGAAAUGACUAGCCUUCACAGUGACGAAGUGGUCGGAUUUCAAACUGACGAAGUGACCAGCCUUCAAACCAUUGAAGUGGCUGGCCUUCAAACUGACGAAGUGGCCAGCCUUCACACCGACGAAGUGGUCGACUUUCAAACUGGCGAAGUAGUCAACCUUCAGACCGAUGAAGUGGUCGGCCUUCAAACUAACGAAGUGGCCCGCCUUCACACCGACGAAGUGGUCAGCCUUCAAACUGGCAAAGCAUCCAGCCUUUAAAGCGACGAAGUGGUCGGCCUUCACACCGACAAAAUGACCGGUCCUCAUAAACGGUGAAAUGGCCGCCCUUCAUAAAUGGAAUCAGUAGGGCUUGUUAUUCACGGGGCAAGCAGCACCAAUGACACCGGCAUCCGACGAAACAUGGUCUCUCGAAAUAAUGAACACCCUUAAGGGUUCAAUAUCUCUAGUAAGUGAUAAAACUGGUGCAGCAAAAGGGAAAGGAAAUAAUAAAAUGUCCAAAGCCUUCGAAAGAAAUCAGGCCCAAUAUAAAGUCAUAUGGCCCAAAGCUCUUUCUAAGGAAGCAGCGGACUCCACUCCAGCAACUCUCGUCAUCUUCUCCUUCACAAAUAAGCCGCAGCCACACCCGAAAACAACCAACACGGUAAAACAGCAUCGGCGACCAGAUCUUUGCACUCCAGAGCUUUCCAAACAUCGUCUUCUCGACAGAUGUGCGAAACAGACAAGAAUAGUCAGCAGCCCAGCGAAUUAGCGGAUAGCAACAGAACAGUGAUCGAUCGAUCUUUCUUCUCGGCAAUCACGCGCGUAGACUAAGAAAAUAAUCAGCAACCGGCGCAAACUCCAACGCAAAGCAUAGCUCCACUUCCUUGGUCCUUCUUGGACGGAACUGCAAUAGAGGGGAAUCUGGAAGAAAUUGGCAACAUCCAUAGCAAUCGAACGAGCUCCUCGUAGGCAAUCUGCAAAAAAGAAAAGUCUGCUGCAGUUUCUUCUCCUCGCCGGAAAUCAAUGUCGAGCUCCGCUAGGCCUUCUUCUCCAACAAACGGCACAGCCUUUGCAGCUUCUGGUGGAACAAGCAUGGCUGCGGUCUCAGUUCUUUUGCAGCAAAUAAAGACCCAACAACACAAAGGAUGAUGCCAAAUUUCUUCUCUCCAUUGAGGAAGGGUAAUUGUCGAUUUAAUCAACGAUGGAAAACACACUGGUGUUUGUCAUGAAUGACUUCUGGUGCAAGUGGUAUUUGCCUUCGAGAACUUUUCCCUGCAAGUUGACAAGAGAAACAGGAAGAUUCAAUAGAAAGGAAGAGUAAAUAUACCUGUUACUCUAUUGAUCCGCUUCGGCCAGAUUCUUGAUAAAUUGAGUUGUUAUUUGUGAAACUCUGGAUGCAGAACCUCGGUUCCCACGGGUAUUAUUUAUACGUAAAUGAUAAAAGAGUCCUUGAGUAGUACUCCCUCUGUCUCUUUAAAAUGUUCCUGUUUUCCUUUUUGGAUGUCCCGUUGGAAAGUUCUCAUUUCCCUAAAUGGAAGGUUAUCCUACAUCAAAACAGGGUCAUACAGUCAAAACAGGGUCAAACAGGGCAAAACAGUGUCAAACAGUGUCGAAACAGUGCCAAAUAGUGUCAAACAGUAAAAUUUACCCUCUGGUAAGUUUAUUUCCUUAAUGUGUGUAGGUCAAACCGGGAACAUUCCAACGGGACGGAGGGAGUAUUUAUUAUCGUGGACUCCUAUUGUAAUUCUGACUCUUAUUAUCUAUAAAUAUAUCUAUCAGAGCUACCAUUAGGUCAAGUCUUUUAAUUAUUCUCGCAUGGAGGGCCCCUAAUAAUUACCAGGCUUGAACUAAUAGAGUAGUUUUAAUAUUAUUUAUUAUUGUGGACUCUUAUUGUAAUUCUGACUCUUAUUAUCUAUAAAUAUAUUUGUCAGGGCUACCAUUAGGUUAAGCCUGGUAAUUAUUCUCACAUGGUAUCAAGAGUCAAAACCUUACCUACUCUAUUAGGUCAGCCUGGUAAUUAUUAGGGGCUCUCCAUGGCGCUACAGCCACUGCCCCUGAACCUACUUCCCCUGCACACACAGACUCCCCUCCAGCCGCUACUUAUAACCCACACCAACCCACAGUCCCCGAACAGCCCCCCACCUCUACUCUCGAGCUCAUUGCUUCCUCUCAUGCGAGUACUUCUCCGGUUGUUAAUAUUCAUCCUAUGCAAACCCGGUCCAAAUCCGUAAUUUUUAAACCAAAAACAAUUUUUAACUUAAGCACAGUUGUUAACACACCUGAUCCCACAUGUUUUUCGGCCGCCAAUAAACAUCUUAAGUGGAGAGCCGCUAUGGCGGAGGAGUUUAAUGCCCUUAUCUCGAAUCAUACUUGAGAUUUAGUUCCGUUUGAUGCUACUAAGAAUGUUGUUGGGUCCAAAUGGAUUUAUAAGACUAAAUAUUUGGCUGAUGGGUCUAUUGAUUGCUACAAAGCUAGAUUGGUUGCACGGGGGUUUAAUCAGCAGGUAGGUAUUGAUUUUACUGAGACUUUUAGUCCUGUUGUCAAACCCACUACUGUUCGUCUUGUUCUUACUUUAACUGUGUCGUUUGGCUGGUCCAUCCACCAACUUGAUGUCAAAAAUGCGUUUCUUCAUGGUCAUCUUACGGAUGAGGUUUAUAUGCAUCAACUGCCUGGUUUCAUUCACCCUCAGUUUCCUCACCACCUGUGUCGGCUUCGUAAAGCUAUUUAUGGUCUCAAACAAGCACCUCGUGCUUGGUUUCAUCGUUUUAGUAGUUUUCUCCUUUCUCAUGGUUUUGUAUGCAACCGGUCAGACAAUUCACUAUUUAUUUUCAGACGCAAUUCAUCCAUUAUUUAUCUUUUGCUAUAUGUUGAUGAUAUUAUUGUUACGGGCAAUUCACCAAAAUUAGUCACUCAUUUCUUAUCUCUUCUGGCUAAAUGUUUUGCCAUGAAGGAUUUGGGGGAUUUGCAUUUUUUCUUGGCAUACAGGCGUCCAGGACUAAGACUGGAUUGUUUCUCUCUCAGCACAAGUAUAUAUCUGAUCUUCUACUCCGUUUUCACUUUCAUACUUUAAAACCUGUUCGCUCUCCUCUCCCUAGUCGCACUAAACUUUCCCUUAUUGAUGGGGAGCUUCUUGCUGAUGCUACGGAGUAUAGAAGUAUGUGUAUUUUCAGGUAUCUCCAUGCAUGGGCUUCUCCUACAGGCUUCACGGGAACGUCCAGAAAUUAUUGCCUAUUCAGAUGCUGACUGGGCUGCCUGCCUAGACACGGGUCAUUCUACUUCUGGUUAUGCAAUUUUUCUGGGUCCGAAUUUGAUCUCCUGGCGUUCCAUAAAGCAACCAACUCUUCAUGUUCGUUCGGUCCUGUUUGAGCUUGGUUUUCCCGUUCGCGAUCCCACCACGUUGUAUUGUGACAACAUUUCAGCAUCAUAUCUCUCAGUUAAUCCUAUUCAUCAUGCGAGAAGCAAACAUAUUAAUAUUGAUUAUCACUUUGUUCGUGAACGGGUGGCUCAUGGUGAUCUGCGUGUAUGAUAUGUUCCCACUAAGGCUCAGCUGGCAGAUAUUUUUACUAAGUGCUUAUCUCCACAACAAUUUACUCUUCUUCGUGACAAUCUGCGCAUUGUCCCCCUGCACAGCUUGAAGGGAUGUAAUAGAGUAGUUUUAAUAUUAUUAAUUAUUGUGGACUCCUAUUGUAAUUCUGACUCUUAUUAUCUAUAAAUAUAUCGAUGCCAGGGCUACCAUUAGGUCAAGCCUGAUAAUUAUUCUCACAA
Cuscuta europaea is the source of this 4711-nucleotide messenger RNA. NCBI's taxonomy places the organism in Eukaryota, Viridiplantae, Streptophyta, Magnoliopsida, Solanales, Convolvulaceae. The record is from the annotation of a GenBank genome assembly.